This is a messenger RNA of Danio rerio (zebrafish), 7106 nucleotides long. NCBI's taxonomy places the organism in Eukaryota, Metazoa, Chordata, Actinopteri, Cypriniformes, Danionidae. The record is from RefSeq and is a predicted model, not a curated record.
AGUGGGCGGGGCCGCGGAGGAAACAGACAAACUAAACAGAGUCGUGCUGGCUGACUGUAUACACACACGCACACAUUACGAAGAGCGCCGAACGACACAAACAAACACUUUAUUUAUGAUUCUCAGAAGUGUCACUGCCUGCCUUUCCUCUACAUGGCUUUUGUUUUGUUUGGUGUUUCGAGCUGGACGAUGGCAGUUUGUUAGGAGCUGCGGUUGAAGAGAAAAUCUGUCAUUUUUCGUGACGGGUCGGAGGCACUGCGAUGCCCUCUGAUUUCACAUCGCUUUUUAGCGCGGAUAUCGACCUCGAUUCGCCCAAGUCACUCUACUCCAAAGAGUCAGUAUAUGAUCUUCUCCCGAAAGAGCUGCAGCUGCCGUCGUCUGGAGUGCAGAGCGCAGCCGCUAUGAGUCAGAAAAGCGGAGGAGAGGCUGGACCGCCGCCGCCAGCAGCUCUCGCCGCAGAUGCCUCGUCCGCCUCUUCUGCUAUGAGCUCUGGAAGUCCUCGCAGUGCUUUUCCCACCUCAGCGUCAGAUCGAAGCACCGUACACGACAGCGGCUCAUCAGGAGAUGUCAGCAGUCGAAGGAAAUCGGAGGCUGUGGAAAACAAACCCUCUGGUCGAGAUAAAGGUGUCCAGCAGACCCAGAUGACCCCCUCCAAACGGCCUGUCCUCAACAUCUCGCCUCCACCCGAAGACCUGUUCGAUGACAGCCACAUGUCCUGCCAGGAUGAUCUGCUUCUCGACUCGGAGCAAAGCAGCAGCAUCUGGAUUGAAAACUCAGUGUCUAACUUCAGCAUUGUGAGCUCUAGUUCCUACAACGACAACACUGAAGUGCCCCGCAAGGCCCGCAAAUGUACCCCGCGACAGAAGCCUGGGCCGAAGCCGGUUUCUGCGGAAGAGGCCAGCAUGGAUGUCUUUGAUGCAGACAGUGCCAAAGGCCCGCACUUUGUGCUCUCACAACUCGGCCCAGACAGCAAGACCUGUUCCAAAGCAAGCUCUGAUGGACCACAAGUGUCUGCUCUCAAAGGUGGGGUACUGUCUUGUCAGUAUCCUCAGAAAGGUGAAGGGAAAGAACUGAAGAUCGUGGUGCAGCCUGAGACCCAGCACAGAGCGCGUUACCUGACUGAAGGCAGCCGAGGGUCAGUCAAAGACCAAACACAGCAGGGCUUCCCUACUAUCAAGCUUGAGGGUGUGAAGGAGUCAGUGGUCAUGCAGAUCUUUGUGGGCAAUGAUGCCGGACGUGUGAAGCCUCACGGGUUCUACCAGGCUUGCAGAGUCACCGGCCGAAACACAACCGCCUGCAGGGAAGUGGACAUCGAAGGCACCACAGUCAUCGAAGUGCCAAUGGAUCCCAGCAGCAACAUGACUUUACCGUGUCUCUGCAGUGUGGACUGUGUGGGGAUCCUGAAGCUCAGGAAUGCCGAUGUGGAGGCCCGUAUCGGGGUGGCCGGGUCUAAGAAGAAGAGCACCCGUGCCAGACUGGUGUUUCGAGUCAACAUCCCACGCCCCGAUGGCUCUGCGCUCACGUUACAGACCUCGUCGUCUCCCAUACUGUGCACCCAGCCUGCAGGAGCACCUGAGAUUCUCAAGAAGAGUUUACACAGCUGUUCGGUUAAAGGGGGGAAUGAAGUCUUUAUCAUUGGAAAAAACUUUCUGAAAGGAACCAAGGUCAUAUUUCAGGAGAACGCUUCAGCAGAUGAUAAGUCCUGGAAGGCAGAGGCUGACAUUGACAUGGAGUUUUUCCAUCAGAAUCAUCUUAUUGUCAAAGUCCCACCAUAUCAAAAUCCAGCUAUCACAUCUCCUAUAUCUGUUGGUAUCUAUGUUGUCACGAAUGCUGGGCGUUCACAUGAUGUUCAACAAUUUACAUACACUCCAGAGCCAGUGGUUGAUUCUUCUGUAAAAAAGGAGGACUUGCCUCCAGUGACACCUUGUUGUUUUGAACAAAUUAAAGUAAUUGAUACUGCCGUGAUGACACCAGGCUUACCUCUUGUGAAACGUGAAGAGGCCACUCCGAUGGAGGUCUCCGGUAACCCUUCGGACUUCAAGCAGACCUCUGAAGUCAUCAAUUCAGCCCAGCAAGCUUUAGACAUGAGUACUGAGAUUUCCACCAACAACUGCAAAUUUUCCAGUCCGUUGGCACACCCAACAAGAGAGCCAGAUCAAUCUCAGAAUUCAGUCUUUUCCAACAAAGAACCUUUCAACACCAUCCAGGAACAGAAUCUUGCAUCCAGUGGCUCUUUCCAUGUGCCUAAUAAAUCUCUUCUCCAGCAAGGAGUUCAGCCAUUCCUCCUGGAACACAGAGACCGUCUUGGACAGGAGAUGCCAGGCAGCAGUGGCAGUUCAGUAGUGGCUCUUUCCCAAUUAGAUGACAAUCCGCAGCAACAGCUCUCUCUUCUACCUCCAGAUGAGGUGGCCCAACUGGAGCAGGCCGUGCGGCAGCUGCAAGCGAAAGGAUACUGCGGCAUACAACUCCAGAGUGAGAAUUCACUGUCAAAGCAAAGACAACAUCAGCUUCAACAGCAGCAACAGCAAAUCCAACAACAGCAGCAUCAAAUCCACCAACAACAGCAGCAAAUUCAGCAACAGCAGCAGCACAUCCAGCAUCAAGAGCAGCAAAUCCAGCUGCAGCAGCAGCACCACCACCAGCAGCAAGCUCUGGAGAACCUUCAACAUCAGCUUUUUCAGCCCCAGGUUCAAAUUCACUGUAGUUCAGAGCAGCAGAGCUCUUCCCAGGGUAUGGUGCAGAAUGGAAGUUCCCUUUUCCAGUCCACCCCAUCCCAACAACAACAGCAGCAGCAAGCAACUUUGUUCCAACAAGGAGCUGGCUUUCUUCAGCAGCAACCCAGUCAUUCCUCUCCUUCCAUGUUCCACAACACUACAGCAAUGACCGAAGCUCAAAGCCCUCAGGAGUCUCUUUUCCACACACAAAAGACCUCUCCCAACCAGGAUCAGGUCCAAGCUUCCAUUUUCCAAAGCAAUCUUUCGGUUCUCAGUGGGUCCAACAUGUCUUCAGAAGCUCAGCCCUCUGCAGCUAGUAUGUUUCUUCCCCAGAACACAGUACCAGCUCAACUUUCCGUUAACGCCAACCAGCCACAGCAACUGGCGUUCCUCACUUCCAUGCAGACAUCUCUUGAGGCGCCAUCUGUAUUUCAGACUCCAACCCAACUGUCCCCCAUUCAGCAAGGCACUCCGAUGGAUCAGCAGCAGUCCCCACAGCAUGCCCAACCGGGUUCCAUGUUCCAGAGCAUCUCCCAAUCACCAAGCAAACUCACCCCUGGUCAACAGCAGCAGGCUGGUCUACUCCUCGGAUCCUUAAACUCUCCAAUCACACAAGAGCAAUCCUCCAAUCUGUUAUUCGGUGGCCAAGUACAGAUAGGAUCAAUGAACAAUAGCAGCCUAGCUUCGUCAGAGCAACAGAACACUCCCCUUCCCUUCGCUCAGGCUGGUCUGGUCACCGUGAGGCAGCAGGAGGCAUCUGAACCAAUGACAUUUCAGGAUCAGACAGCAAUGGUGGUCAACCUGUCAUCAAAUAAGCCCAUCUUCCAAGACCAGCAGCCAAUGCAGUUGGCACCAAGUUCUAAUCCAGGCUCUUCACAGUCUGUAAAUCUUUUCAUGGCACAGUCCAACAUGCAAGGGGGGAUGACUACACAAGAAGCUCUUUUUGCACCACAAGGAGAUGUAGGUGGCAUUCAGACAAGCACUUCCUCUCCAGUGCAACAGCCUGGUCAACUCUUUCAGACCACAAUGAGUGGGAGUCUCAACCAGCCCAACCAGGAUCAGCAGACAGACCUAUUCCUCUUCGAGAUCCAGAAUGAGUGCCGUCAACUCAUGAACAGCCAAGGAUCUACACUGUCUAAUCAAAUAAUUACCAUCAAUCAGCCUGGACAGAGUCAGCAAGAGAGUGAUGGGCAAAUCCAGUCUUUACUUGGGCAGGCUAUGCCAGACCCUGGAGCUGUGCAGAGUACCUUGACAACCUCUCAGAACAUGGAGAAAAUUGAUGACCUUCUGGUGAGCCUUCAGGAGCAAGGCAAUAACAUCUCCCAUUCCUACUAGGGCCUUCAAGGAGUAGCUGCCUGAUAUUUCUAUUUCAUAAUUGACUAUAGCAGGGAUGUCAGAAGUACCGACUUUGAUACCAAUCUGUACUGAAAUUUAAAAUAUGUGGUGAUAUCAAAGUACUUCCCUUUGCAUUUUGAGUGCUGCUAAGUGGAUCCAUGAACACCAGUGAUUGUUUAAUGUUUAUGCACUCGAGAGAUUUGAUUGACUACAAUGAUCAUCGCUUGAUGCUCUUCACCAUGCGUUUAAGCCAUGUUCACUCUUCCAGCGACAUGAUCUCAUUUAUUUAAAUUAAGAGCUAGCGAUUUCCACCAAUCUUAGGCUGUAUAAGUGUCAGCAACCAUUGGUAACCAGAUGUGGGUGUGUCCAGCAACACAGCAAAGUUGAGAAUACUUCAAGUUAAUGCAAAUAAACACAACACACACCAACAGAUCUUCAACCAGAGUUGAGCACAGGAAAUCUUCUAACCUCUUUCGAGACAUUACAAGCUGAUCCUCCAUCUCAUGUGUCCAAAUGAAUCUCACUUUGAGCUGUGCCAUUACUGUUCUCUGAUGUUCUUCCCAGCAGAUUAAGUCACUCUUAACACACCUCGCAUCACAGGUGUCUUUAGAACUAACGAGUUAGUUGGGAUAUUCCAAGGACUGUGAAGAGGAGGAAUCGACUCAAAAUCAGUCAAGAUUGCCCAGAAUAAGCAACUGCCUCAUUCACACUAGCAGCGACUUUGUAGCUGCCUAUCGCUCUGGGUGGGGACUUGCUGCAAACGCAGGUCUGUUUAGGUAUCUACAGCAUGAAUACAACUGGCUUCUGAGCAAGCUGAGAGAGGAUAACGUGAGGAUCUAAUGGUACUAUUUUUGGCUGUCACUCAAGAGAGUCGCCAGAGGAAGGAUUCUCAACAUUGUCGCAUUGCUUGACAUGCCCACCUGGUCGUCAACAGUCAUUGUCGCUCGCAUAGAAGGAGGUCGCCGGACAUUGAAGGACGAGGUCGCUCUCAGUUAAAAUGAAUGGUCACUUGUCGCUGUGAGAUGCUCGUAGUGUGAAUGAGCCUUGAGGAACAUUGAUUGGCAACUUAAAUUGCCUAAAUGUGUGAACCCGGCUUUACAUGGCUUUCAAACGCUGAAGUGUCUGUGUUUCUCUGUAAGCACUCAGGGAAAACCAUCAAGCGAUGAUGAUUGUAGCCUAUCACAGUCAUAUCUGUGAACACAAUGACCAAUCAGCUGCCUUUAACAGUGCUGAAAUGGUAGCGGAAAAUUAUUUUAUUUAGAUUUCAGUAUGAACUUGUACUGAAGUUGGUACUUUAGAAAUCCCUUGAUUAUAAAUAUUUCUCUCAGACAUAUUAGAUAUUUGGGUAUGCUCUAUUUUUGAUAUUUUGGAUAUAGGAGACAUUUAGCUUAUGGAGCAAUACUGAGCUGUCACAUUUACAAAGAGAUCGCAUAUUUGCCUGUUGACAAAUUUGGCAAAAUCUCUUGAAGAAUCACAACUAAAUCCAUUUAAUACAAAUGUCGAGUCGCUGUUUGUUGGCACGAUUGCAGAACCCAAAGGAAAACCUCAAGAAGUGGUUCUGCACCCCCAUCUGAAUAAAGCAGGCACUUAAUAUAUUGAAGUACCUUCAAUUCCUUUAAAGCACCUGGAAGUCUGAGGCAUGCAGUCAGAGGAACUAAAAUGUUGCCUUGAGUAUAUCUAAAGUGACAAAGAGAGCAUUCUGAGGAGAUCAGGACACAUGGGAUGACCGCAGUUGUGCCUCAACAUGAUCUGCAGACACCACACUUUCUCACCGAGCCUUGGGUAACUUUGUGAGGUCUAUCUUUAGCAACAUAUAAUCAAGAAUGCCUGAUAGAAGUAGUCUGAAGAGUGAGAAUUGUAUUUUUAACACAUUUUCUAUUGAAACCUGUUUGUCUCAGUACACUUGGGCAUCUAUAAGCUAUUAAAAAACUUGUUUUUAGUUAAAAGGGGAAAGAGAAAAUCAAAAUGUGUUUUGCAUUUUCCUCCUAGCACUUUAUAUAUGUGUAUUUUCAGUGUGGUUAGUUGCUUCUGUCUCAUUGAUUUCAUCAAGCUUAUCUCAAUAUUUACUGUUUAAAUUAUUUUCUCUUUCAUCUCUUUAGAUUCUCAGUGUAUUUUAGACUAAUUUGUAUAAGAUUACAGAUUAGAAAUGCACAUUCCUGGUAAAACAUCAGAUAAGCAUCAACAAUUUGAAAAAGAAAUAGCUUCAUGUAUUUAUUUUUGAUUUUUGGUUUACAUAUGUCAGUUCUUGCCAUCUCAUUUAGCUUGGUGUCUGUUUUGCAUGUAUGAGUGUCCUAUAUAUGUGUGUAUGACAUUAUCUCAUCAUAAUAAUACCUCUAGACGUGCGUCAUUCUAAUACUGAUUCUAAAAUAUUAAUAAUUGAUGCUCAGAAUCAUUGUAGUGGGGUUAUUUUAUGUUAUUAUAUUUCCCGGUGUCUGGCACGCUGGAACAGGGCAGAUUGCUUUUAUUGGCAAAUCAGAAGGGAGUGUCCAACCAGUAUUAUUGACAGGUUGUGUGAAUAUUCUGACUCGCAGUACACCCUAAUGCUGUAUAUGCUGGGGAAGCAGCCUUUUAUCUUUUGUAGCUUUUAUCACUUGUUGAGCUGUGGCGAAAAAUCGCUUGAGGAUUCAAUUCUGCAUUGAUUUUGAGAUUUGCAAAGUGAAUUCCUACUCUCUUGAAUGAAUUCUGAGCUUAGUAUUUAACGGGUCAUACAACCUGUGAUCAAAUCUUCUUAGAUUUUAACAGAUUUAUAGUGUUGAACAUCAGUUAAGACAGGCGUUCAUGAUGGGUCGUGGUGCUGGUAGUGUUGUUAAAAGUAUCAGCUUCCACAAGUCUGUAUUGAAAUUUGAAAAAUACCUUCAAAGUAGGCAUGUGUCUAAAUUUGAUAAAAAUCGCUCUUUAAAUAAAUAAAAAAAUGUUGCAUUUCCUUAUACUUUAUCUCAAAUUUUUAGUCUUUUAGUAUUUUAGUUGCUUUUUUUUAUUAUUUUUUAAAUGAACUGAACUGAACUUGAACUGAAAGAGAACCUGACCAUUUAACAGCAGAUAGCACUGUAAAAACAG